AUGUUUCUUCUUAGUAUGCCACCUGAUAUUUUGAAAAUGUCUGAUGAAGAAGUACGGCUGUUCAAGCGUAAAUCACUUCAGAUGGUUGAUGACAUUUUGUCAAAAAAUUCGGCAUUCACACCUAUUCAUUCAUUCUCGUCUACAUCCACAACGCUUUCAACUGAUCAACAAAUUCUAAUGAUAUCUCAGAAUGAAAAUGCUCAUGAAACCUCUCAACCCAACACAUUCCAAACUAUAAACCCAAAUAGUUCUGAAAAGUACUAUGAAGCAGUUAAUGAAGCCUUGUACGAAUGA
Molecule: messenger RNA, 294 nt
Organism: Macrosiphum euphorbiae (potato aphid)
Lineage: Eukaryota; Metazoa; Arthropoda; Insecta; Hemiptera; Aphididae
Source: the annotation of a GenBank genome assembly